AACUCACCAGAGCCUCCACAUCUGCCUCACCAGAGCAGAGGAGCAGGCUGGGUGAAGAGUGGGGAGACCGUCCAUCACUGGAAAGAGAACAAGUUUGGGGGUGAAGACGGGAUCAGAGAUCAAGUUUCCCACUUCUUUUAUUUGGCUCUGAGCGCCAUCGACCUCCACUCCUUCUUCUCACCCCUGUCUUACACCUCCAGCUCCCGCCGUGGGGUCUCAGCUCUCCGUCUCCCUCCCCCCCUCCCUCGCUCCCUACCUCCCCCGGGCGCUGCUGGGAGCCUCCGGGCUGCUGCGCCGCAGAAGGAUGUCUCGCCGGGAGUCUCCGCCGCCACCUUCACCGACUCUGGUGCCUCAGAUGAGGGGAGUCCGGAUAGGAGAGGAGGACCGUCCGGAGAGAGCCGAACCGCUGUCCGACUCCGAGAGGGAGAUAAUCCAGGACACUUGGGGUCACGUCUACAAGAACUGCGAGGAUGUUGGGGUGUCCGUGCUCAUCAGGUUCUUUGUCAACUUCCCAUCAGCCAAGCAGUACUUCAGUCAGUUCCAAGACAUGGAAGAUCCCGAGGAGAUGGAGCGAAGCGGCCAGCUGCGGCACCAUGCUCGCAGGGUGAUGAACGCCAUCAACACCGUGGUGGAGAACCUUCACGACCCGGAGAAGGUGUCAGCGGUUCUGGCUUUGGUAGGGAAGGCCCAUGCAAUCAAGCACAAGGUGGAGCCCAUGUACUUCAAGAUUCUGAGUGGAGUGAUGCUUGAGGUCUUGGCCGAAGACUUCCCGGAGUUCUUUACGGCAGAAGUGCAGAUGAUUUGGACCAAACUCAUGGGGGCGGUGUACUGGCAUGUGACAGGGGCCUACACAGAUGUGGGCUGGCUCCAAGUCUCCAGCUCAGCUGUGUGAAAACAUACUGUGUGUAGUCGCUGUGCGGAAGUUUCCUGUGAACUUUAGGGAAUGGAAAUAAAUAAAAAAUAAUGUGCUGUCAUGACAGUAGCCGACAAGCUUUGUUAGAGAAGGUUCUCUUUGAGAUAAUACAGACAUGCAGUUGAUGUAAACAUCCUUUUUUAAAUUUCAGUAAAAUGACAUCCUAAGCUUUUCUUGCAAAUGACCCCUUAACAGGCGAUAAAAGUUGGAAGCUAUUUCAACUAAGGCGAUCAUUAUCUCUCAUAAUACUGUACUAUUCAUAUGUGUGAUGCAGCCCAAAAAUACAUGACAUGACAAAACAAAACAAGCUCUGUGACACAACUUGCAUCCUCACAAUCUGACUUAGUAUAUAACUUAGGUGGUUAAGUCGGCUUUAGAGCUACGUAGCGUUGACUGUGGUGCGAGAUAAAUGUUUUAUAGCACGUAAAAAAAAACAUGUAAAUACACUCAAUACCAUCCUCGCUCACGUUUAAUUGGCCACUCAUGUAAUUGUGCUUCAUUUUGAAUGGAGCUAAACGUCAUUGCAGAUGCCAAUAAUCCUAGCAUUUUUCAUGCUGAAUAGCGAACAGGGCAAAUAUGCGGAGUCGGUAUUUUAGCUGGACUUUAGCUAUUUUUUUGAGCUCUAUAUCACAAGCUUACUCAAGAUAAAACCUCAGAAAAUGAUUUGUUUGGACGUUCAUUUGAAUACUAAAACAACAAAAAUGCAAUAGCACAUAAAUGCUAUCUUUAAAAAACGAUCUUAAAAUUCUGUUUUAUAUAGAUUUCUUAACCCCUUUAUUGAACAGAUGUGUUGCUGUCUGUAAACAAAUAUUCUAAAUGACCAAUUCACCAAGUGUAUUUCUCUGCACACGGCAUGUGAAUGAUGCCGUGAGUCACCAAAUUGGACCGAGAAGCUAAGUGUGGGGGAACAUAGAAGCCCCCUCUGAAAAGACCAUGGAGCUACUGACUGUUAACAGAUUCUUCAUGUUCAGCUGUAUCCUCAUGUUCAGGGGACUUGUGUCCUCUUUCGUCUCUAUUGAAGAAUUAUGUGCUCUCAAUGUCUUGUUGAUCUAACUAGAGUGUUUGUAUAAGUGUAAAGUGGGCACUUGUGCAUACUUUUAUACCUCUGUUUACGGCUCAUUGCUGUGUUGGGCCAGUAACAAUGCUGUUGAUUUACAUUGCUUUUGUUCUGAAAGCAGCAUGCCUCGAGCCUGAGAUGGAAAAUGUCAGCUCCGUGACACAGUCGCAGACCACACACGUACUCAUUCACGCUUUCAUGCUAAUAUUUACACCACUGCCACUAACGCAGCCUCUUCGGCAUCCCAUCUGAGAUGCAUUCGAGGAACCGUUGAGGGUUUAGAGGCUAUCCAAACAUGCGAGCAAGCGGAGGGCGAGUUGCGAGUGUCAAAAAAAUGAAUCACCUCCCCUUAGCCAACCUGCAGUGCUGUCCUUUAUACACAACAUUUACAAUCCCUGCAUUCCCAAACAUGCACUGUGAUUCUGUUUAGGUGGGUCAUUCGUUCAUAUCCCCAGACAGCAUCUGCCUCAUCGGCCCAUCCUCCUAUCUCACCCACGUCGCCAUCGCAUCUGGCACUAAUACGUAAAUAAUGAGCCUCCACUGCUCUUUCAUUCUGCCAUUCAUCCACCGGAACAACCGACUGCCGGGGAAAGGGCCGCAUCACCGAGAAGAAAACAAUUACCAACAGGCCGAUGCAUUUUAAACUAUGAAUCAAUUAUUGCCUAAUACGCUGCGCUGGCAGCGACCUCUCGUAAUCACUUCGGAUAAACCAACUCACUGACAAACUGUUAGGAACUUAGUCUGUUAAAUGCUUUUCAAUUAGAGGAGUCCGUGUUGACAAUUUAUGGAAAGGUCAGUCAAGGACUGAAGCCAGGGACGGGGGUAGACUGAGAAGCCAAGGCUUGCUGAGCUGUUUUCUCCUGCUUAUCUGAGGUGGCGGCAGGUGAAAAAUAAGCCUAGACAAACGGAAACAGAACCAUCAUGGCACCUUCCUCGAGCAAAUAUAAGUUAAGCUCAAGCAUGAUUUUUGGACGAUACGAUGACCAGCUUUAAAAGACAGUAGGGGCAAUGGCUGCUAUGUAUGGAUCAGAGCAGAGUGGAAGAUAGUCACAUAGGAGGAGAGGAGGGCUGAUCAAGUUUGGAGAAGUUAGGGUGGAGGUUAUGGUUUGCACACAUGGAAAAGGAGGAAACAGGGAAUAUGUCAGACGCAUAGAGUGAGAUCCUCAGUAGAGUAGAAGUAGAAGACUAAGAAGGUGCGGCACCUGCGUGACCUGACUGGUCAGGUGGUCAAACAAACCCUCACACUUCAGCUCUGUCAGCAGUAAUGCGGUUUUGAACAGUAAAAACCUAGCACUCUCCCACAUCUGACGUCAGCCUCUCUUUGAUGUGUGGGCUGCUGUUUUGCUCAAGUGACUUGUCGUUUAGGAAUACUUUCACUCAGAAGAGUUUUUCUGUCCCAUUGUUUAUGCCGCACCAUGUGGUGCGAAACCCAUCUGCAAACACACUUAAUGGAGAUAAAGCACUGCUGCUCUUGUGCAGCCGCCGGGUCACUGCCUCGGCUCGGUUAGAGCAGACGCAGUUUGACUCGAUUAACCACCGCAGUUAUGUAGGGACACACACACCAUUCACCGAAAGUUAUGGAUCACCUCUGUCUUUUAUAUGUGGCCAUGCACAGACGUGCGUCUCAGGCAUGGCCUUGCAUGCCGAGUGAGCCACACCAAACACAUGCUUCACUCACACCGUCUUAAGCAACACAGCGGUACAUGUGUGGUGGUGUUGUGGUGGUCAGUCAUUUGAAAAGUUUAUUUUUUUAUCAUACCUAUUAGAAGGAUUCUACGCAAUGUUUUUGGAAUACUGUAUGUCUUGAUAUGUCCAUGUGAGACAGCUUUGUAAGUUAGAGCAAGUGCAGUGGCUUUCCUGUGUCUCAGCAUGUUUGUACAGACGUGUUGAAAUGAAUAACACUCGUCAUUAAA
This is a messenger RNA of Synchiropus splendidus (mandarinfish), 3883 nucleotides long. Its product is annotated as cytoglobin-2. The record is from RefSeq and is a predicted model, not a curated record. Bases 305 to 892 code for a protein of 195 amino acids. The transcript has 3 exons. NCBI's taxonomy places the organism in Eukaryota, Metazoa, Chordata, Actinopteri, Syngnathiformes, Callionymidae. Gene Ontology annotation, biological process: oxygen transport. Gene Ontology annotation, molecular function: iron ion binding; heme binding; oxygen binding.